Rosa rugosa (rugosa rose) is the source of this 2565-nucleotide messenger RNA. Its product is annotated as proline-rich receptor-like protein kinase PERK15. The transcript is spliced from 8 exons. Gene Ontology annotation, molecular function: protein kinase activity; ATP binding. The record is from RefSeq and is a predicted model, not a curated record. The coding region runs from base 1155 to 2291 and encodes 378 amino acids. NCBI's taxonomy places the organism in Eukaryota, Viridiplantae, Streptophyta, Magnoliopsida, Rosales, Rosaceae. Gene Ontology annotation, biological process: protein phosphorylation.
GUGUGUAUUCUUUUUUUUUGUUUAAAAAGUUUUCAUUUGCUUAAAGAAUGUAAAUUUCGGAUCAAGAUAAAAAACACAGGUUUCUGUCCAUCUAGUAUUGGUGCUCUGUGGCUGGCUUUGUUUUUGUUCUACUAUUACUCUAUUAGUAUUACAAUUAGUAGAAGACUAGAACUAAUAGUACUGUAAUGUGCAAACCUGUUAAUUACAGACUUGCAGCCAAGAUGCCUGUACACAACAGCCAAAUAGAAAUAGAAAUAGAAUUAUAAAACCCUCUCUCAAAUUCUCAACUUGCAGUACCAGCCAGACAGACAACUAUUAUUCUGCUUUACAGCCCACACAAAAAAUUCCUAAAUUAAUCUUCUUCUUCUUUCUUUAACAAGAUUGAAAGGAUUGACAGACAAACCUCACACACACUCUUCCUCUUUUUGUGUUCAUAUAUAUGCUAUUUUCCUUGCAUGGGUUUUUCUCUCUGAGUUAUCAGAAGAAUAUGAAAGGGCUUUAGUUUGUAUUUAAUUUAGUUUAGUAGUGGGUCUACUCUACUGGUCAUAUAUGUUUACAUUGAUGAAGUUGAAUUGGGUGGUUUGGUAGAGCCGAAGAGGGGAGUGUUGUCGGCGCAAGGUCACUUUCUGUCGGCAUUGUCUGUAUCCAACGAUAUAUGAUACACAUCACUGCAUUUCCCCUUUUAAUAUAAUCAAAGAUUGAUGCUUCCCGGCUUCAUUUUUGCCUACAUAUUCAUAUUCAUUUCGACCGACCUGCAUAUAUAUAUAAUUAUAGCAACUGCAAGUCUCCACUUUGAUCAAAUACCUGGAUUUCUCUGCUUUUGAUUUGAUGCGGACAUCACUUUACCUCUUAAUUCCCUGUUGUUUGGAUUUGGGUGUCUCUUCUUUUCUUGCUGACCAUCUCUGAUUUGCUUGCUCCUCUUUUUACCACAAACACUUGUUUGUAUUCAGCUCACCCUUCCGUUUGGGAAUGUGGGUGACUUUUCAUUUGGUUGACAAUUGUUUUGCGAGGCUCAUUCCUGUUGUCAUUGGCAAAUGAAGCUCCAGUUUUUAGGCAUCUGGCUGGGUUACUUCUCUGGCAGUACAGGUUCAAUGUCUGAUAAUUCCUUUUACAAAAAUACUACCCCCCAUAGUUGAAGCCGUUCCCAUACCCAAAUGUCAGCGUCUCUUGCAGCAAUACUUGGAGCUGCUGCAGGAGCCGUGGCAUUGGUGGGGAUAAUUAUCAUACUUAUCGGGUUCUGUCUUCGCAAUAGGAGUGUUUCGAGAACUUCUGAGACAGGUUCUUCUGAUCCAUCUGUUCAAGUGGGAAGACAUGGUGGGGUUGAGUUGUCAAUACGAGAAACAAGGCGUUUUCAGAUGGAAGAAUUGUCUCUGGCCACAAAAAAUUUUAGUGAUACAAAUUUGAUUGGGGUAGGAAAAUUUGGGGAGGUGUAUAUGGGUUUUCUUCAUGACGGGAUGCUUGUAGCCAUCAAAAAGCGAUCUGGAUUACCUAGUCAGGAGUUUAUUAAUGAGGUAAACUAUCUCUCAGCUAUUCAGCAUCGGAAUAUUGUUACUCUGUUGGGCUACUGCCAGGAAAAUAAUCUGCAGUUUCUUGUGUAUGAGUAUAUUCAUAGUGGAAGUGUUUCGAGUCACUUAUAUGGCACUGGUCAGCAUGUUCGUGAAAAGCUAGAAUUCAAGAAUCGACUAUCAAUAGCUCUAGGGGCAGCUAAAGGCUUGGCUUACCUUCACUCUUUGAGUCCUCGUCUGGUGCAUAAGGACUUUAAAACAGCCAAUGUUCUUGUAGAUGAAAAUUUCAUUGCUAAGGUUGCAGAUGCAGGAAUUCGCAAUUUCUUGGGAAAAGAUAUGGCAGGCCCAUCUUCUCAAGUGAUUACUGAUGAGAUAUUCCUUUCUCCAGAGGUAAGAGAAUUUAGACAAUUUUCUGAAAAAAGUGAUGUAUAUAGCUUUGGGGUCUUCCUUAUGGAGUUGGUAAGUGGCAGAGAAGCAGCAAAAUUGACAUCUUCUGACUCGAAUCAGAACAUUUUGGAAUGGGUGCAAAAUAUCCAAGAUGAUGGCAAUAUUUCCAGCAUGAUCGAUGAGAGAUUGGGGAAUAGCUUCACAGCUGAAGCUAUGGAAAAGUUGAUACAGUUGAUAAUAAGAUGUGUAGAAGCUUCGAGUGAAAGGCGACCAGCGAUGAGCUAUGUGGUAAUGGAACUAGAGGGGAUACUUGAGAAAGAGAUGAGCUUGACAACAAUCAUGGGGGAAGGAACCUCGACUGUGAUCCCAGGAAGUCAGUUAUUCAGAGCAACAAAAUAAAGGCCAUUCUGUGCAUCCCACCCAAAUUACCAUUAAAGAGUGUGAUAUUUGUGCAAUACUAUUUUUCUUUCCUUUUGUUUUAGAAAAAAGAAAGAAAAGAAAAAUCACUUUUUAUUUGAAUUUUUUCAUUUUCUGUAACAUCUCGGAAGAAGUGUAUAAAGAACAGCUGCAUUAUUAUUUUUUUGAUCGUUUUGUUUAUGCUACACAGAUGUAUCUUGUUGUACGUAAAACUAUUAUUGAUAUUAAAUUCAAGGUUGAUUAUGGUUUGAGUUAA